Paramecium tetraurelia is the source of this 825-nucleotide messenger RNA. RefSeq lists its product as uncharacterized. The transcript is spliced from 2 exons. NCBI's taxonomy places the organism in Eukaryota, Ciliophora, Oligohymenophorea, Peniculida, Parameciidae. The record is from RefSeq and is a predicted model, not a curated record.
AUGUCAAAUGUAAAUGAAGUUACGUAGAAAUAAAUUUCUAUACCAUCUCCAUACGUACCUUUGUUUUUCAACAACUAACCAUCUAAUCCACAAACACAAAAGAGUUAGCAACCAUAAGUAUUUAGAUUUAAGGAAUAAAAUUCAUUAUCUGAAUAGAUAUAAAAACACAAAAAGUCUAAGUCUUUUGAUUCAAACUUAAAUAAAGAAAUAUAGCAAAAGCAAUUGUUUUGUAAUGUUUCAACUAAUAAUGGAUAAACCUAUUAUAAUUCAAAGGAUUCCCAAUGUCUCUCAAGCAAAUCUAAUUAUUUAGUCCCAAUCGAAUAAGAAAUACUCAGAAUUACGAAACCUUUAUAGAAAGGUGUGUUGAUUUUCAAAAGGUUUAAUUCUACUAAACCAAAUAUGACAAAGAUGGAAUUCGAUCCUUUUACUUGUCAGAAUCCAAAUGUUUGUGGGUAUUGUCCUAGAAUGAUGACAUUGUCAUAAAACUUGGAUAAGAUUGAAUUCAAAAACCAAAUGAGAGUCAAUCAAGUUGAUUCAUUGUUGCAAUUGGAUUAAAUAAUGAGAGUAAUAAUUCCAAAGACAAUUCAGCAGAGUAUCUAAAUUAAGAAAUAAAUAUCGAACAGAUAUAUUUUAAGUCAAGAAGAAAGGAUUGUUUGUGGAAUUGUAUAUUGGCCUAUGUCAAUCAUUACUUAAAAUGAUGGUAGGAUUGAGUUACUGUUUGAUAGUGAGGAAGUAUUGGAAUAGUGGUAAACGGGUCUUAUUUUUCUCAAAGAUAACAUUAAAACACUUUAAAUCAUCAAUAAAAAAUUAAAAAAAUAAAUGUGA